AUGGCCUCUUCUUCAUCCCAAUCGCCACCAAAUCAACAACAAGUCCAACCUCGAGGACCAGCUUUUGCAAAAUGGCCCACAGUGAAAAUAUUUAUGCCUCCUAAAGGUCGUUUCUCUCCUAAACGGGAUGAAUGGUGCCUCACAUACUGCACACAAUCUAUUACUGGCCGUAUACACGCGGCUCAGCCGUCUUGCACGACCUUAUGCAUCCGGAAGGUGUUCGAGCAUGAGGUGAGGAACGUAGCUGGAUUCAAGAGGCAUGAUAUGAGUGUGAUGAGAAACGACGAUACUGCAAUUGAGGUGAUAGAAGGGAAAGGCAAAGACAAAGGUUUACACGAAGCCAGUAAAGUCGUACGAAAGACGGCCGUAUAUCCACUUCCAGCUGAGGGUCAACCCGAGAAUGUUCCGAGGGUCCUUGGAGGCGCGGAGUCGUCCAAAUCACAUUCUUUGUCGUCAACCACGUCAUCAUCAUCCACAACCCUGAUACCUACAACGACAACUUCGACCCCCACAGUCACAACUCGUUCAUGGUCUCCUGGAUACUAUCUAUUCACCUCUACAACCAUUUACGGAACAUUUGAACACCUCGCAUCUAUGUCCCGCGAUUUACCAAGGCAAGUUGCGAGGCAGAAGAUGAUGGAGAGUAUGAAGAGGGAGUGGGUUGAGUAUCAGGAGUGGGCAGAAAGGAUACAGAGAGGUGAAAUUCAAGGAGUUGAGGGCAGUUUCAGAACACAACGAGAAGAGAAUGCGGUAACAGCUAGUGAAACAGAAACUCAACCGGAAGAAGCUAGCGAGAUAAUGUCCACAGGACGUAAACGUCCUCCCCAACCUCUGCCAGAUUAUCUAUCAUCCACACUCCUUGUCCCUGUUCCUCCAGCAUCAAUUUCACAGUUGUCAUCUCACAUCCUGACUCCGAUAUCGAAAUUCCUCAAGCCGUCCGGAAGAGCAUUAGAAUUAUUGGGGAAUGACUUGCAGGGCGGGAUAUUUCAACAAUUUGCCUCUCGUGUAUACACGAAAGCACAAACUGACGAACCAGCAAAACUAGCAAGGAGAAGCUGGGAGAGAUUACUAGAGGCUUGGAAAGGCGAUGGAGGUGAUGGAAAGGAUGGCGGAAUCAAAGGAUAG
Lentinula edodes (shiitake mushroom) is the source of this 1125-nucleotide messenger RNA. RefSeq lists its product as uncharacterized. Bases 1 to 1125 code for a protein of 374 amino acids. The record is from RefSeq and is a predicted model, not a curated record. Lineage: Eukaryota; Fungi; Basidiomycota; Agaricomycetes; Agaricales; Omphalotaceae. The transcript is spliced from 4 exons.